AUGAAAUCUUGUAGAUUGUGUUCCAUAGAAUUAAAAAGUCAACUUGAUUUCAAUGUUAUUAAUGGCUCUGGAGAAUUUCGGCCAAUUGAUGCUAUAUGUCAACUGUCUUUUUCAAUCGUAAAUACAUCACUGUACGUGUGCCGAACGUGUAAAGCUAAGUUGAAAUCAUAUGUUCAGAGCAAGGCGAAAACACGCAAAAUUGAAGACGAACUUAAAGGUAUCUGUGAUAAAUCUGGUACAGCUAUUUCAACAACGUCAAAUACGAACGAAAAAUCUAAUUCGUUGGGAAAACAUUUGCAAUUUAAAGAAUCGGACAGCAAAGAAUGUCAGACCAAUUUGUCAUUUCCACAUGAUGCCAACAAUUCCAGCGAUACAGUCGCGUACGUACAUGUUUGCUGGCCGAGUGGUGAUCGAAGCAGGAAACUUCCCCCAGAUCUUACAAAAAUAGCUAUAUCUACCUUCUUCGUACACAAAACAAAAAUAUUGCAAAAUUUGCAUUGAAACAUCCCCUGUUAAGAGCUGCGAUUCUACCAUUAAUUGAGAAAGAGGUACAUAAAGAGUGCCACGAGAUGUGUCGAGAAUCCAUUAAGGUUCCAGCUGAUGGUCAAAAUAAUGCCCAGACUAAACCAAAAAGUAGAAGGGACCUUUUUCAAUCAUCACAAAAGAGAAAGGCUGAUAAUCAGAAUGUAGUUGCUGGUAAUAUAAAGAAAUUUGUAAAAAGGGAUGUCCGUAGUAUAUUAAAAAGGACAAGCAAGGAGGACAUUAUGAAUUUCACAUUUGAAAAGGCAAAUGAGGAGUUGCAAGAGCGUUGCCCACUAUUUUGGAGGAUUUUAAAGGCUGCUUCAAGACCGCACAACAUGAUGGACAAAGUAAACAGUGAUGUUUAUCUGUCCACCUCCAUUGUUACUGCUGCUUCUGUCUGUCUAAAAAACCGAUCGCAGAGAAUGACAACUGUUCAAUUGUUGAUAUCUUUGAUAAUCAACCAUUCUUCAUAUACGGUAAGAAUCUGUGUAUUCAAUCGUGAAGCUUUCUAUUAGGUAAUGCACCUAUCAAUGUUAAGCCCUCAGGGGAGGGGGGGGGGAGGGAUUUGACAGCUCUUAUGUUCCCAUUGGUUGGGAAUUUGACAAUAAUAACCCUCCCCUGCAUGGGAGAGAAUAUUUGAUGCUUUCUGCACAAGGGGUUGGUAAAUACCAAGCAAAUAGCAGGAAGUUGAUUUGCCUUUUUUUCAAAAUUGCAUUGUGUUUCAAUCAUCUAUAAAGUUCCUCUUCCAGGUGAAAGUGCAUUAUGCAUGCCCUCCCAAUAAUCAUUAGCACUGUAUUAAAAUGGAAGUUGGAUGGUUACAGUAUGUGACAUGCCAUUAAUUGAAUUUUUCUUUCAAUAGUCUACAUUGGUUCGUUUAAAAACAAUGAGGUUGGCAGUUUCAUACACCUACUUUAACAAGAAGUUAGAUGAAUUUGGCGAAAGCCAUGACGAAGCUAUUAAUCAGAUGUUAGAAGUUGAAAGGAAAGUGUUGCAGAAGAAAAUUCCUGCGCAACAACCUACAUCAGUAAACCAGCAAAACCCUGAAGCUGCAUGA
Paramuricea clavata is the source of this 1576-nucleotide messenger RNA. NCBI's taxonomy places the organism in Eukaryota, Metazoa, Cnidaria, Anthozoa, Malacalcyonacea, Plexauridae. The record is from the annotation of a GenBank genome assembly.